This is a messenger RNA of Bacillus rossius redtenbacheri, 414 nucleotides long. Its product is annotated as vasotab. Gene Ontology annotation, molecular function: protein binding. The record is from RefSeq and is a predicted model, not a curated record. NCBI's taxonomy places the organism in Eukaryota, Metazoa, Arthropoda, Insecta, Phasmatodea, Bacillidae. The transcript has 3 exons. Bases 35 to 304 code for a protein of 89 amino acids.
CUCUGAAUGACAGUCUUCUAAGAGCCACAUUACAAUGAAGUAUCUAGCAGUGAUUUUCCUUGUUUUCAGCGUGAUCUUCGCUGAGGCAGCGUUGCGCCGGGGAUGUCCUUCCGUCUGCCCGCAGUACUACCAGCCGCUGUGCGCGCUCAGUCGCUGGCGAGGCCUGAGGACCUUCUCCAACCCGUGCUUCCUGGCGGUGCACAACUGCAAGCACCCCCGCGACCGUUACAGCUAUAUUCACGACGGAGAGUGUCGUUAUCCAGGCAACGACUUCCUUCAACAACUGGAAGACGAAGAGUCCUGAACACAUGCGUACUGCGACGCUUAGCUGCAAGACAAGGCAAAGAUUCUCUAAUUCGUAUGGAAAACAAAUUACGUUACCAGAGAAAUAAAUGACGUUGGUGUUCAAUUAAA